This is a messenger RNA of Colletotrichum paranaense, 1938 nucleotides long. Its product is annotated as ATPase. The record is from RefSeq and is a predicted model, not a curated record. Gene Ontology annotation, molecular function: ATP hydrolysis activity; ATP binding. NCBI's taxonomy places the organism in Eukaryota, Fungi, Ascomycota, Sordariomycetes, Glomerellales, Glomerellaceae. The transcript has 6 exons. Bases 1 to 1938 code for a protein of 645 amino acids.
AUGGCAGAACUCAAGCCUACAGGCAGCGAGCCGCUUCUGAGCACCGGACAGACAACCGACAAGCUCGGAACAGCAGUUGAGAAACGAGAGUCAGAAUCCAGCUCAGAGAACAUUCCAGAGUCUGACUCCUCCGCCCAACAAGACACCGACGAUGACUCUGAUAGGGACUCCAAUUCCGGGGAAGACGAUGAGCCCAGCAAGAAAGCCGUCCAAAAUCUUUAUGAAGGCAAGAAGGAAUGCAACUGCUGCAUCAACUGGGUUGAGGAAGAACCAGAGAACAAGAAGGAGGCUGCGACCGGCACAGUCAUCACAGUUCGCCGCAACCGAGACCAUGAAAAGGAAAAGUCGCUUUCAUUACAUUCCAUCUUGGUGCACAGCGAGCAAUUGAAGGACACAUUGCGAGACGUCCUCCGCGGCACUGGUUCCGCCAUCACUUCUAGGGAUUUCGUUCUUGAGCGGCCUUUUGAGAACGUCUUUCACCAAUGGGCGGCGAUGACAGAAAUGUUUAAGAAGUCAGAAGACAAGGAAGAUUUGCAGCAUUUCAGGUUGCUUUACGAAGUCUUGUCCACAGAACUAGGCGACUUCUUCGACGAGGUGAACGACCUCCUGUCUAAUAGCUUGAUCACAUAUCCCCUUCUCUGGACAAUCUUUCCUCGUGGCGAGAUCUGUCUCGCCGCAGACGAUUUGGGACAGGCUGUUGCUGUGAGAGCUCGCAAUGGUGCAUACUCGAAAGAGGGUUACCGGCUCAAAUGCGACUUCAUCGACACGGAUGGCAAGACUUUUGGACUUGCAGGCACAUGCUUGGAAAUACCUUGCUUCAAGGACGCAGCAUCAAUAGCGAGCUUACCUGUCAGCCCUCUCAAGUACAACCCAGAGGCAGAGGGGAUCAAGGAAAUUCUGGUUCGUCGAGGAAGGCGCUUUGCAGAGCUCUCUGGCUUCCAUCACAAGAAGUGCAACGGUCAAGAGUGGUACAUUGGGCGCAAAGACGCUUGGCAGCCAAGAAAGUCAACCGGGCGUAUUAUCAUUGACCCCGAGACAUUCGACGAUAACAACCCUGCUAAGGCCGUGUUUCUGAGACCCUUGAGUUCAGACCAAAACGACGUGACUUCAUUUGCAAGAUCUUUCAAACUAGUCAGGGAUAGCGAGUUUUUUGUUGUGCGGAAGUACACCAAGUUCACUGUCGAUGAUGUCGGCGAAAUUGAAUGGAACGACACCUGCGCAUCGAACCUCAUCCUCCCCAAUGGGUACAAAGAUCUCUUGCUAUCUCUGGUUGAGGAGCAGAUGCUCGCUGAAGAUGGCUUUGAUGAUUUCAUCGAGCAGAAGGGCCAGGGCUUGGUUCUCCUCCUCAGUGGCGACACAGGUGUUGGCAAGACACUGACAGCCGAAGUCGUGGCCGAAAAGAUGCGCGCUCCUCUAUACGCAGUCAGCGCUGGCCAACUGGGAUUCGAUGCCGAAGAGCUUGAGGCAAGGCUGAAGCUAGUGUUAGACAUCGCGUCUAAGUGGGACGCUGUACUGCUACUCGACGAGGGCGAUGUCUUUCUUGAGAAGCGGACGACAUCUGAUCUUCAUCGCAAUAGAUUGGUCUCCAUCUUCCUUCAACUUUUAGAAUACUACGCAGGCACUCUGAUCAUUACCACAAAUCGCGCUGCAGUUAUUGACGAGGCAAUUAAGUCGCGCAUUCACAUCAACAUCAGGCUUCCCGGGCUGACUAUCGAGGCCCGCAAGAGCCUUUGGGAGAAUCUGCUAAAGGAGAACAAGAUUAAGCACGGUCUUAUCGAGGCUGACUUCCAGUCAUUGGCAGAGGUUGAUGUCAAUGGAAGGGAGAUUAAGAAUGCUCUCAAGUCAGGCAUACUCAUGGCACGUAAAGCAAAGAAGCCUGUAUCGAUGACUCAGCUGCGGGUUGUUUUAGACAUUCUCACAGCAUCGAAGACCACUUAG